AUCUGCAAAAGUUGGUAGCUAUUCGCAGCUAAACAUACGUACCUCGCACUAGCACUGCAAGCAGGACGGCUAUAGCAGACCUACUCUGUGCCUGCAUUGAUAAGAUGGCUGCAAGCUACGGCCUCCUGCUACUGUUACUGACGUUAGGUUGUCUUCAGUGGGCGGUGUUAGCUCAACAAUGGAGUGGUUAUGUUAAUGAGGAGGGUGGGUCCCUCAACUAUGGCUGCCCUCAGGACACGGCUGCUCUGUCCGGAGUAGCCAGUGACUACUUUGUAUUGUCGAGUGAUCGUCGGUGGGACUUCCUGUGCACGUCUGCCGGGGGAUUGGCCAACGUCUCUCUCACCUGCUCCAUACUGCCAGCCAUUAAUGAUUUGUUGGGAGAGCUGAACUUUGACUGCCCGGACGAUGGCUUCCUGACUGGUCUGUCCAGCGUGUUCACUGAUAGCUCCACUGACAGAGUGUGGCAGCCCAACUGCUGCACACGACCGUUUGCUAGUCUCAUCAACUGUCAGAAACCAUCGUCCACUUGGAACAAUGUGCUGAGGGACAAUCUCAACUUCACAGGAUCUGGUGAUCGCGUCGUGGCUGGUCUGGAAUCAUUCUAUUUCAACAAGGAUCGGAGAUGGCGCUUCAGGACUUGUGAACUAGAAGUUGACUGCGGUGAUCCUGGCGUACCUGAUAAUGCUGUUCAGAGCGGAGACAACUUUCUGUACAACAGCACAGUGACGUUUACUUGUAACCAUGGUUACUACCAGUCGAGCGGAGCAGUGGGCGGAAUCAGGCGCUGCCUAGAGACAGGAUUGUGGAGCGACAGUCAACCUGUGUGUACAGGCUGCACGGCCAUCACUGACUGUGAGGAUAUCCGCUGUACUGGCCCCACUAACGAGAGCUGUGCCUUGUGUGCCUCCAACACUGGACCAGGUCUGGGGGAGAGGGCCUUCACCAACACAGGCACACACUGCCAACCCAAGUGCUCCUGGCUGACCACCUUCUGUUAUCCUGGUGUGUGCACUGACCUACCCUCGUCUUGUAACUGUACCACAGGUUUCCAUGGAGACGACUGCUUACAAAUAUCGGACUCUAUUGCUCUGGAGGACUGCACUGUGGGAAUUGUGGGAGCAGAUGGAAGUCAGGUGUCGUUGUCAUGCCAACCAAACACCACCACCCCUCUACUCUACACCAACAUAGUCCCCUACCAGGUGACGGGAGAAUGGGGCGUGGCCUACACUCCGCCCACUCCCCUCCCACAACAACCAGCCUACGUGGGCGGCUUCUCAGUGGGUGUGGCUGUAGCGGAAAUACAAGCAAUACUGUACAGAGCAGCAAACCCUUCCGUGGCUGUCUCCAUGACAACCCAUCCGUGUGAGCGUACCAGUGUGUCCCCCGACAGUCCGAUAGCUGGUGUCGUUCUUUGUUCCUCCACUCCACCCCCGGCCAAUCUCACCACACACACCUUCCUACACGGAGACACUUUUGAGCUGCGUACAGUGGGCAAUGCAGGGGGCCAUCUGGACAUCCUGGACUUGGACCACCCCCCACAGUCACAGCGUCACUAUUACACAGCCACGCCCACUAGCGGAGAGGUCACCUUUAUUCUCGAUCUACAACCUCCAACACAUUGCUCGCUAGUGACAUCAUCAAACUGUCCGUCCAAUCAGAACCUUCUCAGCCUGUCAGGUGACAUUGUAACGUCCAAUCAGAUUACAGCAUCGUGGGGGGGAUGGCUCGAUAUUCCCUCAGGGGUUGUGAACUAUGAACUAACUGUCCAUUACCUCGAGUACACCCCCGGGCUACUAACUGAGGGAGCUGUACUAAAGGUCAAUCGUACGUCACAUGACGACCAACUGACAUAUAGUGAUGUCACAACUCUCCCGAGGGAAGGGCCCUACUCGUUUAUCCUCAAGUCACAUGACCUUGCCGGCAAUACACGUAUCAGUCGGCGUACUUUACUAUAUGACUUUAAUUCCAGUGUUGAGAUUAACCCUUUCGUUCCUCUAAUAGUGACGUCCGCUGUGCCCUCAACAGAUUAUAUUUGGCAAAAUUCGACUGAUAAAGUGUUUACAGUUUCAGGAAGUGGACAUUUCUAUAACACAAAUCUUCGUUCAACUAAUUACCUUGCCCCUCUCGCUAAUUACAGUGUGGGCGGAGUCAUUGACGAGGCGUAUGAUCAAGUAUUAGCCCAGGGCCGCUAUCCGAGGCAAGGUACAAUCAACGCACUAGGCAUUGUCGAACUAAACUAUGAUAUUAUUAUCGACCGCGUCGGUGGAAAUUCAAGUGACAGUUUAACGCAACCGAUUGCAUUCCCAUUCCAAACGAGUGAUAUUGGAAUGGAAAAUGUUGAAAUCAGAACUGAGCUACAAGAUGGCGAUUCUGUCAAGAUUUGGUUUCAAGCGAUUGAUUUUCGUUUUCAAUAUUCAGUCGAUUCUGUUCUAGUACACGUUGAUUCUUCCCCACCGGAGUUGAGUGAGCUCGGGCUGUAUUGGAGUGGAGUGGGCGGGAGUGGAGUGGGCGGACUGAGUCUACAUGGAACAGGGACAUUGUUGGAUCUCGAUAUUCGGUUCCAAGUACAGGACCAGCACAGUGGAAUAUACAGUGUAGAAUGGUCUAUCUCGACUGUGAUUGGCUCCGAAACCUUUGGGAGUGGGGGUGUUGCCGUGCCGAUGUCCGAACCCCACUCAUGUGCCCCCCCACAGUGCGUGUGUGACCCCCUGCAUCACUGUACCCCCGUACACUUCUCAAUCCAACCUCCCGCUAGCGAUUUCAGCAAUUCCCUCGCUCUACAUGAUACGGAUUAUAUAGUGACGGUUACCGUGAGCAACCAUGCUCGGCUCACGUCUACACUGUCUCACAGGUUCACGGUGGACACCACACCCCCUUUACAAGGUUAUGUGAUUGACGGACAGGGGUCAAAGGACAUUGAUUAUCAAACAACAUUUGAACUCUCUGCAAGUUGGACGGGAUUUUUUGAUCGGGAAUCAGACGUCGCAUUUUAUCAGUACAUUUUUGGAACGGAAUGUGCUAACUCUAGUUUAUUUAUGUAUCCACUAACAUCGGACAGUGAUGUCAUACAGACGAUUGUAACCAUGGCAGCACGGACCGCUCCAAUACAAGGAACUUAUUUUGUGACAGUUGUUGCGUUCAAUCAAGCACUUCAACCGUCCAAUCCAGUGUGCUCUGAUGGUGUUACCGUGGAUACUGUUGCCCCAGUGAUAGCGGGUGUAGUCAUUCCGGGAGCGGUGGUUCAGCCGGGACUUGUAAGCGAUGUGGAGGGUAUGUGGUACGUGAGGGAGGACCGUGUGAGGGUGUGGGUGGGGGCGUGCCCCAAUCUGACCACACCCAUCGUUGACCUCUCACCUUAUCCUAUUGGGACCGCCCCCUCACCUGAUGAUGUGUGCAGCUCCUCUACACUCUACACACCCUCACAACUCACACAUCUCACACAAGACCACACCCUCAACGUUACGUGGUCGGCUACAGACAAUAUUGGCAUAUCACACUUUGAAGUCGGUAUAAUAUCAGAAACAAACUUUACGGAAAAUGGACAAAAUAUAGAAUAUUUCCACACAGCAGGACAAUCUCAUUAUUCAUUCCAUAACUCUGAGUUGCUAAGCAACGGAAACCUGUUUUACGUGUCUCUCCGUGUCUUUGAUUUAGCCCAGCAAAUGGUGGUAUUGAAUAUCGGACCUAUAUUAGUAGAUGUGACUCCACCCACUUUUAACGCUACCCUUGAGGUUGUACGGAAUGGAGAUCAUGUGAUAUUGGAAUGGAAAUCUGAAGAUUUAGAGAGCGGAAUUGAACAAUUUCAGUUUGCAAUUGGAAAAACAGAAUUUGGAAUUCAAGUAUCUGAUUUUGCACCCCUCCCUUUAUCUACGCCCCCACAGUGCCCCACCCCCUUAUGUGUUGCCAUAGAAACAACGACACUACCUCUAUUGAGUGGGCGAGAGUAUUACAUCACGAUUCAAGCGACCAAUGGGGCGAGACUAUCAAGUUACAUCAGCAAACCAUUCACCCAGAUCAGCGGAGCCCCUUCACUCGGCUAUGUGUUUGAUAUCGAUCCAACUGUUCCAUUCAACUUAACCAGCUCUUAUAGUUCUUACAACAAAGACAUCGACAUUUUAGUAGAUUCUGAACGACUGUCUAUCAAAUGGGGAGGUUUUGUACAUCCGCACUUGCCAGUUAAUUACUCAGUCUUCCUUGGAUCCAGUCCUGGCAUUGACGAUAUUGUCACCCUGGUUACCGUUGGCACGGAAACAGCGUACGAGUUUACAAAUGUUAGUUUUACGAGCGGAAAUGUUUAUUAUUCGACGGUUAUUGCUGAGAAUAUUUACGGCCGUGUGAGUGUGAGUUCUGACAGUGUUCUGGUAUUAAGUGGCGUACGUGAUAGUCUCUCCAAAGCUACAGUACUGGAUCAACUCGUUUAUCAGGUUUCCACGAGUGCUGUGUCAGCAAAUUGGGUUUUCCCGGAUUUAAUUAAUACUCAUGCCUCUCGCUACGAAUGGGCAUUGCUAGGAGACGGUUACCAAGCAACACGAUACACCAACGUCGGCAAGGACACUAAUAUUAUUAGGAGUGUGAAUGAACUGCAAUCAGGAAUUAAAUACAGAUCAUCCGUACGAGCGUGCUUUCCUAACUUUUGUCUCGAUCCCAUUCUAUCCGAUGGUUUUUAUAUUUCUAUUCCGCCAAGUCCACGUUCCAUACAAGCCGUGUAUACUCCAAUAGAAAUGGAUGAGGAAUUCGGUACCAGUAAUUUUGGCAGUUUAUAUAUUUCGUGGGAUGCUUUUGUUGGAGAGCAAAUCUCUUACUACGAAUGGAGUAUUGGAAACUCUGAAAUGGGAGGGCAAGAAUUGAUUGUGAAUUGGAACAGAGUGUAUGGAGUAUCAGAUGAGGUUCACUUGAAUGCAAGCCUAUCCCUACAUAAGACUAACUAUGUUACGGUGCGGGGGUACAACUACCCUGGCCUGUCUGACCAAUCAACUGCUUUGUUGAAAUGGAGAAUAAACGAACAAGAAAUAGAACAAAAUCAAGUACCGAGAAAUCCACUUAUUGUUUUCGAUAUUACCGAGUCUGACGUCCCCCCUCUCCUUACUGAUAAUUGGAAAGAGAUUGAACACAUAGCGACUACCUACACUGAUAUAGACUACGCUGAUAUAACCUCUCUCUCUGCUGCGUGGCCCGACCUCCGCUAUUCUUACUUUCAUUAUUCCAUAUCAAGAAAACAAGAAUUUUCCGACUGUCAAAACGAUCCCUAUGCUAUAGCUUGUGGUAAUACUAUCGGCAAUGCUGUCACGGCAACGAACCUUGACCUUGUUAAUGGCGAACGUUACUACUUUUGUGUGCAAGGGUUACUUAGUGACGCUACCCACCCCACACCUCACACACCUCACACACUCACACACUGCUCUAACGGCGUGGUCGUUGAUUUAACCCCUCCGACAAGUGGGUGUGUCGAGAUAUUAACUCUUUCUGUUCCCGAAUAUGAUUACAUGUCGGGCAGUGGGAGCGCUUUCGUUGCCCCCGACAACGAAAGGGAGUGCUCAAGAGAUACUGGCAUUGCGUUUCAAGUGUCUAGUUCGGAGAUGUUUGUUGUGUGGGAGGAGUUUAGCGAUGUGGAGGGGGCGUGGCAUGUUGGGGGUGUGGCCAACUAUCAGUACGCUAUAGGAACUUCUGCUGGAUCUAGUGAUGUACUGGAUUUUACGUCAGUGGGUGUGACUACCUACGCUGUUGCUAGGGACCUCUCCUUGGAAACGAGCCUAACCUAUUAUGUAGCCAUACGAGGGAUUGACUUUGUUGGUCAUGUGACUGAUGCGUACUCGCAACCUGUUACCGUGGAUACGACCCCUCCGGAUAUCACGAGUGUGUGGAUCGAAGGAGCGAAUAAUUACAUAGAAAAUGGCCUUCGCUUGAAUUGGGAUUUGCCUCGCGAUGGCGACAGUGGAGUGAAGGUUGUGGAAUGGGCUAUUGGCAGCAGGUCAGGUUCCAGUGAUGGCAUGGAAUGGAGACCUGUGGAUCAUGUGAGUGUCACACGACAGCUGGUGGAGGGCACUCAGUUCAGUGAUGGACAGACCAUCUUCCUCUCCAUAAGAGUAACCAAUGGCGCUGGACUGACAACUAUCUCCUCGUCCGCUGCCUACACUCUUGACCACACCCCUCCCGCCCCCGGACACGUGUACGAUGGUUCCUAUAUAACUGCUGACGUCAGCGACCUCGACUACAGCACUGAUCUGAGCAAUCUCAAUAGUCACUGGACACGGUUCACUGACCCACACACGGACGUGGUGGAGUAUUUCAUCGCUAUGGGAACUACGUCUGGUGGGACGGACGUACAGGACACCAUCAGUGUGGGUGUGGCUUCAUCCGUCACCCUCACAUCUCUCACACUCUCACAAGGCCACACCUACUACACAACCGUCACAGCUUGUAACGCCCUCAAACUGUGCUCGUCUGCAUCGUCCAAUGGGAUUACAGUCGACGUGACUCCGCCCACUCCUGGCCGGGUUCUGAACAGCUACAGUGGACCAGACGACAUUCAAUUUCAAGGUUCAAGGUCCACCAUCUCGGCCCGCUGGAUUGGUUUCCAUGACGAUGAAUCCUCGCUACAAUAUUUCACCUACUAUAUUGGGCUAUCUCCUAACGACAGCAGUGUGAUUCCGCCCACUCAUGCCCCGCCCACUCAGACCUCGUUCAUCAUCCACACACCGCUCCCAACUCACACUCUGAUCUACACUACAGUUGUUGCCGUUAACGGAGCAGGGGUCAAAACUCAAGCUAGUUCUAGCGGACUUUACAUUGAUGACAUGACACCCGAAAUAACUGAGGGCGUUGCCAUACAUACAGAGUGGACGGGAUCCAUCUCCAUGGCAACACAAUACAGCACAUCAGCUCUUCGUAUACAAUGGAACUUUAUUGACUCUCAUACUUCAAUCAAUCAACAUUUCUGGUUUAUACUGUCCGAUUCUAAUACCAUAACUCCCAUACCAGGAACAGCCAUCGGGUCUCAGUCCCAUGCCACAGCUACAAACCUCGAGAUCAGAGACGGAGACACACACUCGGCUAUUUUGAUUGGCUGUAAUCAAGCCGGCCUUUGCACGCAGUCCACCUCUCGCAGCGUGUUAUUUGAUUCUUCUCCUCCGAUUGACGGCUAUUUUGCAGCGUACAGUGCUUCUAUGGCUUCUCUUAAUCGUACCGUGCCUGGAGGCAUGACAUGGAGGAACAGGAACGUCCGCGGAAUAGCCCAAAUUGAUAUUUCGUUUCUCGGAUUUAGUGAUCCACAUUCCGGUAUUGCCGAAUACUGGUUGUCCGUUGGUACGCUCUACAGUGGAUCUGACCUUUUGACCUCUAUGGGCCCGCAGCUGAUACAAGUGUCACCAGAGAGAGGAGUUAUCUUAGCAGAGAUUCUGUUAAAUAGAUUAUUGGUUGUCGAUGAAGUCCUACAUGUGUCGAUAUGGGCCAUUAAUGGCGUUGGAUUAGAGAGCUACAUAGUUAGGGGAAGUUUUACAGUUGAUGCACCAACUACACUCAAUAAUAAUGGAACUUUAACUCUGUUACGUUCGUCUUCGUGCCCUUUGACCUCUUGUCUAGGACAUUGUGCGUGUGGUGCGAGGGAGUCGCUGUGUGAAUUUGGAACAUUGCCCCCCUGUCAAAAACUGACCCCCUCCACGCUACCCCCUGAACUACAAGUGUCUGUACUGGCCACAUCCCCUCAACUAAUACCAGGGAGUGAUUCCAUCCUCUUUACUACUGUAACUGAUAAACUAGUGGCCGAGAUUGCCGAACCCGUUUCCAUGGAGAUACAACGUCUAGAGUGGAGCGUGAGUGAGGAGGGGUUUUCCCCAGGAUUGGGGGUUCAAAGUUCGGACGGUAUUACUUGGAGGGGGGUGGGCAAUCUGUCAAGACUUGUGUUUUCUAGCGCUCAAUCUCUCAAACAUGGAGUGUCAUAUAUAUUUCAUGUACGAGCUUGGUACAAUGAUACAUCUUACGCUGUGUUUACGUCUAAUAGCAUCACCGUGGAUACUGUUGGCACGGCAACUAUGCUCGGAGAACGUGUAAAAGUGUCGGAUAAUCGCAGAUUCACUUCUGACCUCACGAGUGUUUCCAUUUCGUUACAAAACUUAUUUGUCCCUUCCAUGGCUAGUUCAAUAUCCACGUUCCGAGUUGCUAUUGGCGACAGUCUCCAUGCCGACAAUAUACACUCCUACACGGACGUGGACCCGCUAACGGACUCACUUCUAUCGAACCUUGAUCUCAAGAAUGGUCGUACUUACUAUAUCACAGCACAAGGGAUUUCACCUCUCGGCAUAACCACCCCCUCAAUCUCCCGCCCCCUCACAGUCGAUCUGACCCCACCCACACAAGGUCACCUCUUCACUGGAACGAGAACACGAGAAGUGACCUCUCAAACGAACUCUACCGCGUAUACAGCACGUUGGUUAGGCUUCAAUAAUGCAUUAUCUGGGAUCAACCAUUACGAGCUGGCACUGACCACAUCACAUGAUCCGCCCACUCAAUACACGAACAUUGGUAUAUCGUUAAGCGGAACUUUGAACUCUUUGACCUUGAAUCACGGAGUGACGUAUUACUCGCACCUUGUUGCCGUUAGCAACGCUGGCAUACGAUCGGAUGAUUUUGUAUUAAGAAGAGGACUGGUGAUUGAUAACACUGCUCCUAUUGGUCUAUCUAAUAACAUCACUGGUGACAAUAUAAUCAGUAAUCCAUCGUUUGAAAGUGUUAUGUACGCGUCGGAAUGUCCUCAGGCAAUCGACAAUAAUCAAGCUACGCAAAAUUGGACUAUUAGCGGUGAAUCUCUUAUAGUAACAACGUAUAAUGAUUACAACGUGGUACCAGUUGAUGGUUGCUUGUCACUGUUGCUGUCUGGCAGUAUCUCCCAGGCUGUGGAUACUAGCGCAGGGGUUUGGUACAGAGCCUCGCUAUCUAUACAUCAGUUCAGUCACACAACCAGCACACGACUCACUAUGCAGGUAGCUGGUGCUAGUGUGGUGUGUGAGGUGGGAGGCUGGUGGUGGGGGCGGUGUCAGUUACUGUUUCAAGCAAGUCACUCCACUACCAUCAUCCAACUAACCACUGCAGCCUACGAACGAGUUAUCAUCGAUGAAAUAAAUAUCGUCCGUUUAUCUGAUUUCACUGAUACCAGAAAUGGACUCGCUAGUUUACCCAAUGAUCCUACAAACGCUAUCAGUAUAUCUAUGGAGGUCAUAAGUUCAACACAGGUUCGUCUGCAAGCUGAUUGGUUGAUUGCCGAUCCCGAGAGUGGAAUGCAAGAGUUCAUGUGGGCCGUGGGAACAGUGAGAGGAGGUCAACAAAAGCAACGAUAUCGCUCCACCGGCACUAACCCCUCGGCCAUUAGUGGACCACUAUCAGUAGGUCAUAACGAGAUGGUGUAUGUUACCGUAGUAGCCACUAACUUUGCUGGUUUGAGGGAGGUGUUCUAUUCUCGUCCCUUCAUCGUUGACCACACCCCUCCACAUGUGAGUGGGCGUGUAUGGGAUGGAGUGGGCGGUGAUAUUGACUAUCAGAGUGAGGGGAUGGUGUCUGUCGACUGGGCCGUUGCCAUUAGCGACCCGGAGAGUGGACUAAAAUCUUGCGUAUGGGCUAUUGGCACCACUCCUGGAGCUACUGAUGUCCGUCCGUACAUUGUGAUGUCAGGUGAUGUCACCAGUAGCCAUAGCAACGACCUCUCACCCCUCCUACGCCACGGGACCAAAGUGUACUCGACAGUGACUUGUACGAACAGAGCUGGUCAUCAUAGCAACGCUUAUUCGGACGGGGUGACAAUUCUAUUAAAUCCUCCAAAUUCUUCGCUAGCUUUCGCCACUCUCUCUAGUCCCGAGAUGACACAAUAUGACAUCAUCCUUGGUUACCUCCCUAGCAACCGUCUGACGCUCGUCUGGGGAGGAUUUGCUGAGUCAGCAGAUACUCCUCUCGAAUAUGAAUUACGAAUAACUAUCUCAAGCGAUUUUGUAGGAGACUGGGAAAAUGUUGGCUUCCUGAGACAGUUGACCCUUAACGAUAUCGAGUUGCUUAGCAACAAUAGUCAUGUGAUACAAGUACGAGCAGUCAAUCUGGGAGGAUUAAGAAGUGACCCCGUGAACCUUUCGUUUACUAUACUGGACACGCCCCCUAUUGACUCCGGUAUCCGUGUGAAUGACACCUGGCUAUCAUCUAAUCAGCUAUCAUUGGAUUGGUCAGACAAGUUCACUGACUCUGCCCUCCUCCGCUAUGAACUAAGCAUUGGAACGCAAAGAGGGAGUGGCUCCGUCCAAAUGUGGGUGGAGUUUAGUUCCGAGGAGACCUCCCUCACACUAUCCCAUCCUCAGUUACUGAGAAGGAAUGAUUAUUUCUUAUCUCUAAUAGCGAUUAGCCCAUCAGGACUGUAUGUAACUGUUAACCAAGUUAUAGCUGGUAUCCCCAUGGUAACGUAGGCUGUAUAUAGUUAUUAUUGUCGUCUCAAUAAUUAUUGUUUUUAUAUCACAACAUUUUUGAACACACAACACAAGCACACUCAUAAUAAUUAUAUCCAUGGUUACGGUCAAA
Molecule: messenger RNA, 10548 nt
Organism: Halichondria panicea
Lineage: Eukaryota; Metazoa; Porifera; Demospongiae; Suberitida; Halichondriidae
Exons: 18
Coding region: 105-10436 (3443 amino acids)
Molecular function (GO): protein binding
Source: RefSeq, a predicted model, not a curated record